Molecule: messenger RNA, 1200 nt
Organism: Ctenocephalides felis (cat flea)
Lineage: Eukaryota; Metazoa; Arthropoda; Insecta; Siphonaptera; Pulicidae
Exons: 1
Coding region: 1-1200 (399 amino acids)
Biological process (GO): DNA replication, removal of RNA primer
Molecular function (GO): RNA-DNA hybrid ribonuclease activity; nucleic acid binding
Source: RefSeq, a predicted model, not a curated record
AUGACCUUCCGGGCGCACGUAGAAGAGGUGGUCAAAAAAUGUGAAGUAGGUAAGAACAUCAUUAGAAGAUUGGUUGGAACUGACUGGGGAGCCCACCCAAGUUCAUGUUUGGCUAUCUACAAAUCCAUAAUUAGAUCUCAUAUUGAUUACGGAUACAUCAUUUACGGAGGAAUCUCAACUAAUAUACAAGGAAUGUUAGAUAAGGCUCAACUCUCGGCUUUAAGAUUGUGUUUGGGAACUAUAAGGUCAACUCCUCGCAUUGCCGUUUUAGCGGAAGCCGGGGAAACUCCAUUGAAUAUUAGGAAACAAAUAUUAACCAAUAGAUUUUUAAUUAAAAAAUUCAACUCGGAUUCAGCUCGAAUCCCGAAGCAAUUGGAAGAUCUAGCUGUUCUGCAUUUUAGAGCGAACUAUUGGAGAAACAGACCUACACCUCCGUUAAUAACUGGUUUUUAUAAUUUGAAACCUUUAGAAGAUCUAAUAAUUACAAAUGACAAACUUCCGUAUCAUAGUCAUUCUUGGAAAUACUCAUUUCCCAAGAAAUAUAUAGGGUUGAAUGAUUUCAAUUAUACGACAGGUUAUUCUAACAAAAAUAUAAUAAACUGGGAGUUUGACAAUUGGUUAGAUACGGAAUGGAAAGAUUUUACGGUUAUCUACACUGACGGUUCCAAGUUAGAAAACAAAGUUGGAUGUGCUGUGUAUGUGCCUAAUAGAGUUAAACAUUUACAAUUCAAUUUGCCGGGUUUUGCCUCAGUCUUUUCGGCAGAACUUACAGGUAUUAAUGCUGCCUUAGACUUCGUUAUACAAGAAAAGACUUCAAAAACCAUAAUCCUAACUGACAGUAAAUCUGCACUUCUGGCUCUAAACCAUCCUAAACAAAAUUGCAAUUUUUUAAUAUUUGACACUAUCCACAAAAUAGAAAGUAUCUUAGCAAAUAAAUAUGAGUUCAAAUUAAUAUGGAUAAAAGGGCAUUCCAACAUUCGUGGAAACGAAUAUGUGGAUGGACUUGCAAAAGAAGCCUGUUUAUCAGUUUUUCCUUCAAGAAAGGCUCCUGCGACUGAUCUUAAAAGCUGGGUAAGGAAACAAGGAUUAAGGUUAUGGCAAAAUGAAUAUGAUAUGGAAGACAGAAAAGGAACCUUAUUUAAAUGUUGCAAACCAAAAGUGUCUUUCAGUACAUGGUUUGCCAAAUCCAGGUUUAAUUAG